Aspergillus aculeatinus CBS 121060 is the source of this 768-nucleotide messenger RNA. Its product is annotated as dienelactone hydrolase. Bases 1 to 768 code for a protein of 255 amino acids. The record is from RefSeq and is a predicted model, not a curated record. The transcript is spliced from 5 exons. Gene Ontology annotation, molecular function: hydrolase activity. Lineage: Eukaryota; Fungi; Ascomycota; Eurotiomycetes; Eurotiales; Aspergillaceae.
AUGGACCCGAUUCUGGCCAAACCGGUUGGCGCCUGCUGCUUCAAAGGCUCCAUCCAUACGGGAGAGCCUAAAGGCAAAGUCGAGCAGAUCGCCGGAGUCGACACUUAUAUUGCCACGCCAGACGCGAACAGAUCCAACGGGCAUGUGCUGUUAUUCUUCCCCGAUGCCUUCGGCCUGCAUAUCAACAACUUCCUCACAAUGGAUUCGUUUGCGGCCGCUGGGUAUCUGACCUUGGGUGUGGAUUAUUUUGCCGGGGAUCCCGUCUGGAGGACUACUGCAAAUCCCCUGACCGAUCCGACGUUUGACUUUGAUGGCUGGAAGAAUAAGCAUAUGAAGUCUUCCGAUGACAUUGCGGCCAGGUGGGUCAAGGAGGUCGACGCAAUUUAUAACAAGGACGGGAAUGUGAAGUUUGUAUGCGCCGGCCACUGCUGGGGGGCGCGAUUCGUUUGUACCCAGCUUUCCAAGGCCGGAAUCUGCAAGGCCGGGGCCAUCGCCCAUCCCUCCUUCAUCAAUGAAAGCCACGUUUCGCAGAUCGACGCGCCAAUUCUGCUUUCCGUCGCGAACAUAGACGGUCUUUUCCCGGCCGAGCAGCGCAGCAGAGCCAUCGAGAUUCUGACGAAUGAGGAGAAGAAGUUCAACAUCCAGAUCUUCUCGGGCGUCGGGCAUGGAUUUGCAUCGCGGGCGUUUUUGGAGGAUCCGUACGAGAGAUGGGCCAAGGAGCAGAGUUUCAGGAGCUUCUUGGACUGGUUCGAGAUGUGGCUUUCAUGA